UUGAUAACACAUAACAGGUGCAAGUGCAUUAUCCAGGAGCUCUUAUCCAGCCACUGUGAAUACAUAGCUAUAUUUCUUUGUUAUUACAGAUUUAUUUUUGGCGUGAAAGUAUGGCUGAAGACAAGGUUUUAAAUUGGGGUAUAUGUGGUGCUGGGAAAAUCAGCAACGAUUUCUGUUCUGCAAUGAUGACAUUGAGCAGAUACGAAAGGGAACAUAAGAUAACUGCUAUUGCUGCCAGGUCCCAAGAAAAAGCCAAAAAGUUUGCAGAUAUAUUUGAAGCACCAAAAGCUUAUGGUUCUUAUAAAGAUGUAGCUAAUGACCCAGAUAUUGAAAUUGUUUACAUUGGAGUGAUACAUACAGAACAUGUCAGAUUGAGCAUGAUGAUGUUAGAGGCUGGAAAACAUGUGGUAUGUGAGAAACCAUUGGCAGCAACCUGGCAAGAAUGUAAAAAGGUCCUAGAUUAUGCAAAAGAGAAAAAAUUACUGUUCCUUGAGGCAGCUUGGAGUAGAUUUUUCCCAGUCUAUGAUGCAAUCAAGGAAGAAGCAAAUUCUGGGAAUCUUGGAGACAUUUCUAUGGUAACCACACAGUUUUGUAUACCUAUCAUGUCAGUAGAACGUUUACACAGGAAGGAUUUAAUGGGUGGUGUACUUCUAGAUAUAGGAAUCUACUGUAUACAGUUUGCAUGUCAUGUAUAUGGAGAGAUGCCAGAAAAGAUUAUUGCAACUGGUAGCCUAAAUGAGGAAGGUGUGGAUGAAGAUGGAUGUGUAAUAUUAUUAUACAGUGGUAAUAGGAAAGCUAGUUUGGUAUAUAGUGGUAAAACUGCCUCUGGAAACAAUACAGCUACUAUCAUGGGAUCAAAAGGUCAAAUUUUUAUUGAUGAUUGUUUCUGGUGUCCAAAGUCUGUAAAGCUGACAGAUACAACUGUGGAAAAUAAAAUACCUGAAGGUCCCUCACCAUAUAACUUUAUGAACAGUGGUGGACUACGAUAUGAAGCUGACCAUGCAUUUAAAUUAAUCAGAAGUGGUGAACUAGAUAGUCCUAAGUACGGAUACAAAGAUGUUGAGAUGGUUCACACAAUAAUUGAUGAGAUAUCCAAGCAGAUUGGAUUAAAAUAUUGAAGAGACCUGAAGGAUUAAAGGCAGACAAUGGAAUUGGAAAUAUUUGAUUGUUUGAAGGUAAACUUGACCUUUUCUGAAGUUUAUGGUUUUUAAAAUAUAUGACAUUUUUGUUAAUUUCAAAGAGAAAAUAAGUUUUUCAAAAGGUAUUAUGAAUUUAUAUGCAAGAGUUUUUAAAGACAUUGAAUGAAUUAAAAUUUUUAAUUGUAAAUGGUUUAAU
Mytilus californianus (California mussel) is the source of this 1335-nucleotide messenger RNA. RefSeq names its product trans-1,2-dihydrobenzene-1,2-diol dehydrogenase-like. The coding region runs from base 111 to 1118 and encodes 335 amino acids. The record is from RefSeq and is a predicted model, not a curated record. Lineage: Eukaryota; Metazoa; Mollusca; Bivalvia; Mytilida; Mytilidae. Gene Ontology annotation, molecular function: nucleotide binding. The transcript is spliced from 8 exons.